UUGUACACAUCUCGACUAGUUCCACAAGGUAUAUGACUAUAUGUUACUUCCCACUAGUUCCGAGUAACUCAAUCUAUCCAUCAAAGCUUAGAUAAAUGAAUGUGUUUUUGCCUUUUAACAAAUUUUAAACUUGAGACCUCAUAGUUCUCAUCUCACUUCAUUGAUCACUAAGUCAUACCCAUAGGUGUGUGGCGUGGUCCACACAUAUUCUCUCCCUUCUCUUUCACCUUUAUUGCUAAACUUCACAUUAUUAAUCUACUCAUAUAUUCUUGUGCUCCUCACUCUAGUUUUCCUCAACUUGUUUCUUUUCCCCCCCUUCAAAGAGAUGGAAAAUAACAAAUGGGAAGGGAAGAGAAGCAUGGAAGAGGAUGAUGAUGAGGAAGAUGAAGAUGUUGUAGAGGAUACCAAAAGGAAGAGGGUCUUGACUCGCUCUGGACGGAAGGUAUCCACUGCAGAGGGGUCAAGGCAACCUUCCUGUCAAGUUGAGGAAUGCACUGCAGAUAUGGUGAAUGCUAAGACAUACCAUCGCCGCCACAAGGUCUGUGAAUUUCAUGCAAAGGCUCCAGAAGUACUUAUUGAUGGACUCCGACAGCGUUUCUGUCAGCAAUGCAGCAGAUUUCAUCAGUUGGCGGAGUUUGAUGAUGCAAAAAAGAGUUGCAGGAGACGGUUGGCAGGGCACAACGAGCGCCGCCGUAAAAGUGCACAAGAUUAUCCAGGAGAAGGGUCAAGUUGAACGGGCACCUACUAGUGGACUGAUGAGAACUUAAGCUCCCUCUGAAAAAUAUAGAGUUUAUCACGCUCUCUCUCUUCUGUCAUUUGCCAUAUUUCCUUUUUAACAAAAAAUGUUAUCUUCAGGUAUGCAUAAAGUAGUAAUUUCAUUUCAUCUGAAAUGAAAAUAGUACGAAAGAAUGUUUCAUUAACUUUUGUCUGUUGGUACUUCGAUAGUUUGUAGACCGAAAAUAAAGCUAUCCUGUGUUUCACAUGUA
Solanum lycopersicum (tomato) is the source of this 986-nucleotide messenger RNA. It is a transcript of the gene SBP3, whose product is annotated as squamosa promoter binding-like protein 3. Gene Ontology annotation, cellular component: nucleus. The record is from RefSeq and is marked validated. Gene Ontology annotation, molecular function: DNA-binding transcription factor activity; DNA binding. Lineage: Eukaryota; Viridiplantae; Streptophyta; Magnoliopsida; Solanales; Solanaceae. Gene Ontology annotation, biological process: flower development.